GAAGACGUUUUACUUUAAACUGAAUCAGGCCCAGCAAGAAGGUGAGGACCAAGGCCCACACCCGUAACUUGAAAUAAUCAGAAAACGCUAAAUGUGAACAACAUAACUAGUCACAGCACUAGUGUCCAAAAAGCGGCGGCACAAUCACUUCAUAAGUGAGGUUGGGAAUCAAAAAGUAACAAAAUGGCUGAAGCUCAUCAGGCUGUGGCAUUUCAGUUUACUAUUACUCCUGAUGGCAUUGACCUCCGCCUCAGUCACGAGGCACUAAAACAGAUCUACCUCUCAGGACUCCGUUCAUGGAAGAAGAAACUAGCUCGUCUCAGGAAUAGUUUCAUCACUGGAGUUUACCCUGCCAGUCCUUACAGCUGGCUUUUUGUGGUUAUUGCAAUCUUGGGGACCAUGUAUGCCCGUGUGGGUCCAUCCAUGGGUAUGAUUGGAAAGAUCAAAGAAAAUCUGCCAGCAAGCGAAUAUUUAUCUCAUCAAGGACAGAGCAUUGUGAGUGCCCUAUUGUUUUCUACAGGCCUGUGGUUUGCACUUAUCAUGACAAUGAGAUAUAUUCUUAAACAACUUCUGUCUUACCAUGGCUGGAUGUAUGAGCAGCAUGGAAAAAUGUCUGCUACAACUAAGUUGUGGUUGACAUUGGUAAAGAUUUUCUCAGGGCGUACACCAAUGCUUUACAGUUUCCAGGCAUCACUCCCUCACCUCCCUGUUCCAACUAUAAAAGAUACCAUACAAAGGUAUUUGGAGUCUGCUAAACCUCUUAUGGAUGAUGAGGAGUUCAAACGUAUGGCAGCACUAGCAAAGGAUUUUGAGAUAAAAAUGGCUCUAAAACUACAGUGGUACCUGAAGCUGAAAUCCUGGUGGGCAUCCAACUAUGUUAGCGAUUGGUGGGAAGAAUAUAUCUACUUGCGUGGAAGGGGGCUCAUCAUGGUGAACAGCAACCAUUAUGCAAUGGAUUUUCUGUAUGUCACUCCAACCCGAAUUCAAGCAGCUCGUGCAGGCAACACAGCCCAUGCUAUCCUGUUGUAUCGCCGUAAAUUAAGUCGGGAGGAGCUGAAACCGUUGAUGAUCCAAGAUUGUUUGCCAAUGUGCUCAGCUCAGUGCGAGCGCAUGUUUAACACAGCUCGUAUCCCAGGAAUUGAAACAGACACUAUCCAGCAUUAUUCGGACAGCAAACACAUUGUGGUCUAUCACAAGGGACGCUUUUUUAAAGUGUGGGUUUACCAUGGUGGUCGCUUGCUUAACCCCAGAGAGCUGGAGCUUCAGUUUCAACACAUCCUAAAUGACACAAGCUCUCCACAGCCUGGAGAAGAAAAACUGUCUGCUUUAACUGCUGGCGAGAGAACAACUUGGGCCAAAGCUCGUAAAGCUUAUUUUAGGAGUGGAAAGAAUAUGCAGUCUCUGGAUCUUGUGGAGAGAGCAGCUUUUUUUGUCACUUUGGAAGAUAGCGAGCAGGGACUGCAGAUUGAUGAUCCAGUGAAUUCUUUGGAUGCCUAUUCUAAAUCUUUGUUGCAUGGGAAAUGCUACGACAGAUGGUUUGAUAAGUCCUUUAGUUUUGUGGUGUUCCAAAAUGGCAAAGUGGGACUCAAUGCUGAACAUUCUUGGGAUGAUGCACCUAUCGUUGGACAUAUGUGGGAGUGGAUGUUGGCUACAGAUUGCUUUCAGCUUGGAUAUAAUGAUGAGGGACACUGUAAGGGUAAAGCCGAUUCUACUUUGCCUCUGCCACAAAGAAUGCAGUGGGACAUCUCUAAUGAGUGUCAAUGGGUCAUCGAAACAUCACUGAAUGUAGCACAGUUGUUAGCCAAUAAUGUUGACUUCCACGCGUUUCCUUUUAAAGAAUUUGGUAAAGGCUUGAUUAAAAAGUGUAAAAGCAGCCCUGAUGCUUUUAUACAAAUAGCUCUUCAGCUUGCACACUACAGGGACAAAGGAAAGUUCUGUCUAACAUAUGAGGCAUCCAUGACACGACUUUUCAGAGAAGGGCGAACACAAACUGUCUGUUCAUGUACUGUUGAGUCAUAUGACUUUGUAAAAUCUAUGAUGGAUAAAUCAGCAACUAAUGAGGAACGGCUGAGACUUUUCAGAUAUGCAGCUGAUAAACAUCAAAUGUUUUACCGCAAUGCUAUGACUGGUGCUGGAAUUGAUAGGCAUCUUUUCUGCCUUUAUGUUGUAUCCAAAUACCUUGGAUUGGAUUCACCUUUUUUGAAACAGGUACUAUCUGAACCAUGGCGCCUGUCAACCAGUCAGACACCAAUUCAGCAGGUUGAACUCUUUGACCUGGUGAACCAUCCAGAAUAUGUCUCAUGUGGCGGUGGCUUUGGACCUGUGGCUGAUGACAGCUACGGAGUCUCUUACAUUAUUGUUGGUGAAAAUCUAAUUAACUACCAUAUAUCAAGCAAAUUCUCCAGUAGUGAGACAGAUUCUCACCGAUUUGGCAAACACAUUCGGGGAGCUCUUCUGGAUAUUUUGGCCUUGUUCAAUCUUAAUACAAAAUAGGCUGUUUUCAUCUUACAAAAAAACUCUACACAAAGAACAUCUGUAGAUUACAUAA
Bombina bombina (fire-bellied toad) is the source of this 2548-nucleotide messenger RNA. RefSeq names its product carnitine O-palmitoyltransferase 1, liver isoform-like. The record is from RefSeq and is a predicted model, not a curated record. Gene Ontology annotation, biological process: carnitine metabolic process; fatty acid metabolic process. Gene Ontology annotation, molecular function: carnitine O-palmitoyltransferase activity. Gene Ontology annotation, cellular component: mitochondrion. NCBI's taxonomy places the organism in Eukaryota, Metazoa, Chordata, Amphibia, Anura, Bombinatoridae.